This is a messenger RNA of Histoplasma mississippiense, 819 nucleotides long. Its product is annotated as C-5 sterol desaturase. The record is from RefSeq and is a predicted model, not a curated record. The coding region runs from base 1 to 819 and encodes 272 amino acids. Gene Ontology annotation, biological process: lipid biosynthetic process. Lineage: Eukaryota; Fungi; Ascomycota; Eurotiomycetes; Onygenales; Ajellomycetaceae. Gene Ontology annotation, molecular function: oxidoreductase activity; iron ion binding. The transcript has 3 exons.
AUGGAUGUCAUUCUCGAGGUCUUCGAUACUCUAAUUUUCGAUUACUUCUACGCCAAAUUGUCUUCAGCAAAAGAUGCUUCCGCCAUCUCCUCUCGCUUCAACAAUAGCCUCAAUGAAACCAAAUAUGACUUUGUUGGUGCUGGCGGAUACGUAUAUCAACCGACAACAACUUAUUUCAAGCUGCAACCGUCGAUAUACGCAUAUACAUCGUCACUUCCUAGAGAUUAUAUCUGGAGACAGCUAUUCACCCUAUAUAUCAUCACCUGGGUUUUCGGACUCCUCGUCUACUUCAUCUUUGCCACCAUCUCCUACGUCUUCGUCUUCGACAAAUCAACCUUCAAUCACCCCAAAUACCUCAAAAACCAAAUCCGCAUGGAAAUUAAACAGACUUCAAUCGCCCUCCCAAUCAUGGCCAUCUUCACAGCUCCCGUCUUCCUCCUCGAGGUCCGCGGAUAUGCAAAAAUAAAUUUGCCUAUGUCUUCUUUUUUGUCUUCAUCAACAUCUGGGACUGUCCUGAUUCAUGACGGCGAAUACGUCGCGAACUCCCCCAUCAUCAACGGUGCCGCCUGUCAUACUAUGCACCACCUCUAUUUCAACUUCAACUACGGCCAGUUCACUACUAUCUGGGAUCGUCUGGGUGGCAGCUAUCGGAAACCGAAUAUUGAACUUUUCCACAAAGAGACAAAGAUGGCAAAGGAGGAGUGGGAGCGACAGGUUAAGGAGAUGGAAUCGCGCGUUCAGGCGGUCGAAGGCAAGGAUGACCGGACAUAUGUGACGGAUGUGGAUGCGGAUGUGAAGGAGUCGAAGAAGAUGCUAUAA